Messenger RNA from Triplophysa rosa, 2215 nucleotides. RefSeq lists its product as uncharacterized. Bases 451 to 792 code for a protein of 113 amino acids. Lineage: Eukaryota; Metazoa; Chordata; Actinopteri; Cypriniformes; Nemacheilidae. The record is from RefSeq and is a predicted model, not a curated record. The transcript is spliced from 6 exons.
AUGUAUUGCUCAAUAAAAAUCGAAAAACAUAUAGGCUUUUGGUUGUUCGCUUCGUUAUGUAUAACAUUUUUGCGUGCAGCAGAAAAGGAUUAACAACUUUACUUUACAAACAUUUACAAAAAUCUCAAAAUAUAUGUAGCGCAGAUUAACCCAAAAUUCAGCCAGACAAUUUGUACUUUUUAAACAUGUUUUCAAUGGGGAAAAUCAAGGCAAUCGACAGUGUUGGGUAGAUAGCGUCUGUCUGCUCACGCCGAUCGUUUCGAUGAAUCGACUGCUCAUGUCUGCACACUGUUCAGACCAUACAGUUAGCUGAUCUCUCUUGAGCGCUUUUCUUGCUGCUGAUCACGAACAGCGCGAUUAACCUCUGCAUCUGCACUGACGACUGCUGUGUUUUGUGAUCAGGUGCAGUAGAGAGUGCCAUGCAGGAAGGUGAGGAGAGAGAGUGAGGCGAUGGGCUGUACCUCAGCCAAGCAGUUGUCAUCAGUUCCCAAUGAUGAAGAGGGUCGGGGUAAGAACUACAGCAAUGGAGAUGCCUUCUCUGAUGAAUACAAGCUGAAAGGAGUUGAGAAGGUGAAGUACAUGCACGGAGAAGAGGAGCGCAUGAACACACGAAACCAAGAGAACUUGGAAAAGAGCACAUUUUUGCACAAGGGCAGGCAUAAGGAUGCCACUGGGAAUAGUAAUAAGAUAAGUAUCCACUCUUCAGAAAGCCAGCAGGAGUUCUUCAGAAUGCUGGAUGAGAAGAUUGAAAAGGGACAGGACUACUGCUCUGAGGACGAAGAUAUGACAUAGCAUGCUGAGACCUCGACCCGCCAGCAGUGAGUCAGAACUGCCCCAAUGUUCCUUACGACCCCUUUCCAUGCCUUCUUACCCAAGUUUACUUAUCUGCAAAAGCAUGGGGUUAAUAAUAUGGUUGAUAGUGACAUUCAACCCUCUUAUUCCCUCAGUUUACAUACUACACACUUUUCCCAGAUGUCUUACAGGUCUGUCUUGAUGCAUAGUAUUAGGAAGGUAGGGGGCAUGGAAGGCCUUGUUGAAGGAAGGUGGGAUUUGGCCCAAGUUUUAAAUGAGAAAGCCAUUUUCAGACUGUUCCUCAAUCCCUUGCCUUACACAACCCAUAAGCCUACUCAUAGACCUCAGACUACAUACAACAGAGAGCCAUGCACAGAACGUCCUGGAUUUCGCCUUUCCUUUGACAUGGGCAUCUUUUGGACACUCACACGGGAAAUACAGCACAUGUACCCACCCCAAGGGAUGUCCAGAGAAGAUGGGUGAACCUGAGGCGGAGAUGCACACUAAAAGGGACUUUGCUGAGAGACUAAUUUGAUGCUGAGACACAGGAUGUGAAAUCUUAUGAACAGAAACACAAGGCCAUUUAUAGCAUUCCAAGUGUUUUUUUUACUGUGUGAGCAAAGUAUUUUUCACCCACAAAUGUACUGUUACGUGUUUUUGACCGUUGAGUCAUGUUACAAAGCUCAGGACAGUGGUACUGUAUCAUCAGUAGAUUUGUUGUUGGACGAGUGCAGUACAGUUUUGUCAUAGUCUGUCUUGGAUGUCGGGUGAGUAUAAAUGUGGCUGAAUGAUGAAUAGAUCACAGCAUCUAGCGGAGUAAUGUUUAGUGACACUAGUUCCAGUAUCAUAAGGUCAUUUAGGUUUCUAAUACUCAUUUUGUUGUAUAAAUCAGGCAUUAGCUUGGCAUUUACAUUAUUUACAUUCCAUUUUUAUAAGUUGAUAUGAAAACCAAUACAAGUUUUGAAACCAGCCUUCUGAGAGUUUUACAUAGAUACAUUUUAUUACAAAGAAGUGCUGUUUCUUUUUACAGUUAUGACAGUAAUGAUAAACUUACCCUUAAGCACAGUGUUGUUUUUUUUUGAACAGACAACAAUAAGCCAUUUUUUGUCUUCUCUCUCACCCUAAAGUGAACAAUAUCCCAUGUGUAUGGUUGUACAAGUUCUCUAUGCAGUUGGGCCAAACAAUAUUGCCAAAAAUGUUUGAAGCUGAAUGAAAAAAAAAAAAUUCAAAGGGUAAACAAAGGCAUCUGGUUUACUAAUGUUAUCUUUUUUUUAAGCUCUGUAUCAUUAAUGUUAAGAUAAAUUACCAAUGUAUUUUGCUUAGUCUGUUUUCCUUGCACUGCUUAAGUUUUGGGGUUUUAUACCAUGUAAUUUUACACAACUGACAUUUCAAGUAUUUGUCUGAGUAAAGAGGAGCCGCUCAA